AUGAUCGAAGUCGACUCUGGCUUUGCGCCGAUGAUCUGGCAGCAGUGUGUGGGCACUGUGACAGUCAUGCGUAAGGACUGCCAGCCGCUCACCCCCGAAAUGAUUGAGAAGAUCGGGAUGUAUCAUGAUGACCUGCUCGACAAUUUCAGCGACCACGACUUCAAUCCUCGAAGGGAUAUCACGUCAGCUGGAUUCCGCGGGUUCUGUGAAGACUACGAGCAGAGAAUGGCUGGCACAGACUCGAAAGAAGAAGAUUGGUAG
This is a messenger RNA of Heterobasidion irregulare TC 32-1, 261 nucleotides long. RefSeq lists its product as uncharacterized. The transcript is spliced from 3 exons. NCBI's taxonomy places the organism in Eukaryota, Fungi, Basidiomycota, Agaricomycetes, Russulales, Bondarzewiaceae. The record is from RefSeq and is a predicted model, not a curated record. Bases 1 to 261 code for a protein of 86 amino acids.